AGGGGUUUCCCAUGGAGACAGUAGCUAGCGGUUCCGUUAGUUGUUCCUGACUCCAGCUGCGGACACAAUCUGUGGAUGUUUGACCGCUGUGAACCAACAUUAAACCUCCGCUGCGACGUGAGCUUCUUUCCACGGCGGCGCGUCUACCUUAAAGUUCGGACUAUGAGCGCACUGCAUUCGUUUUUUCUCGCCUUCUCUGUUGACGGAGGAAGAAGCAGCGACUAAUGACGGAGACGCCAGACACGUGAAAACCAGGCGGCCGCUGCUGAGGAUGGCGUCCAGGAGAGCCGCCCCCCCCGACGGCGGCUACGGCUGGGUGGUGGUGGCGUCGGCCUUUUUCAUCAUGGGCCUCACCGCCGCCGUCCUCAAGAACUUCGGCCUCUUCUUCCUGGACAUCCAGAGUCACUUCGGAGUCCUGAGCAGCACCGCGUCCUGGGUCACCUCCACCACCAUCGCCACGUUCCACCUCGGCGCUCCUCUGGCCAGUGCGCUGACCUUGCGGUUCUCCCAGAGGGCGGUCAUCGUGGCUGGGGGCCUGCUCUCGGCCUCUGGGAUGCUGCUGGCGUCCCUGGACCUCGGCCUGCCCUGCCUCUACCUCACCAUGGGCGUCCUGCAAGGAACUGGCAUCUCCCUGGCGUGGAUCCCCGCCAGCAGCAUGGUGAGCCACUACUUCGCCCACUGGCGCCCCAUGGCCUACGCCGUGGCCAGCUGCGGGGAGUGUGUGUUCGCCGUGGCGUUCAGCCCCUUCUUCCAGUGGCUCAUCGAGCGCUACGGCUGGCAGGGCGCGCUGCUCGUCAUCGGCGGCCUGCAGCUCAACCUGUGCGUGUGCGGCGCCCUCAUGAGGCCGCUGGAGGGCGUGCGGGGCGCGGCGGCCGCGCCGCGGGGCGCGCCCGCGUCCCUGUGCUCGCUGCUGAGGACGCCGGAGCUCCUCCUCUACAUCCUGUUCGCCGUCUUCGCCGCGGCGGGCUUUUUCGUGCCCCCUCUCUUUCUGGUGCCCUUCGCCCACAGCCUGGGCAUGGACCGCUACCGGCCGGCCUCCGUGCUGUCUGCCGUGGCGCUGGCGGACCUGGCUGGGAGGCUGGUGUGCGGGUGGGUGGCCAACAUGAAGCUGGUGCGGAGCCUGCAGCUGCUCACCGUGCUGGUGGCUCUGCUCGGCGUGGUGCUGCUGCUGCUGCCCGUCGGCCACGGCUACUGGAGCGUGGUGGUCCUGGCCUCGCUCUACGGCUUCCUGUUCGGCUGCGUGGCGGCCAUUCACGUCACCUCCAUCGUGGACAUCGUGGAGCUGGAGGGUUUCGACAGCGCGCUGGGGCUCUUCAUGAUGUUCAGGAGCAUCGGCGGCUUCGUGGGUCUGCCCGCUGCAGGCUGGCUGGUGGACGAGACCGACGACUACAGCGCCGCCUUCUACCUCUCGGGCCUGUGCCUCAUUUCCUCAGUGCUGUUCGUCGUCCUGGUCGACCGUCUCCUCCAGAGGAGAAAAGCCAAGGAGGCGGCCGGCCGACAGGACUGGGUGAGCGGGAAGGAGGCACUGCCCCACAAACAUUUCACCUGGGUUACUACAGGACAGACUCGCUCGCUCACCUGUCCGGGGUCAGAUCAGCUGUAGUCUGAAGCAGGUUUGAUUUGAGCCAGGUUCAGGGUCAACGGUUCCACAACAGUGGCAAAGCGUCAUCUGUGUUAUUCAGGUUUAGUUACAAAAGAUUUUAGCAAACAACCACUAUGAGGAGUAAGUUAUUACAUGAAAUGAUCCUCUUAGUAAAAACUUUUUAAAAUGUAAAGUUUCCCUUUAAUUUCUUUUCCGUUUAACUUGCUUGACUGAGUUGAAUCAUAUUUGAUGUUGUAUCAUUUGUAGCACCACUAGAAUUGUUUGCAACAGAUGCCUUUUGAAGAUGUACAAGAGCAAAUGGAAAGCACAUUUUGCACAGUUAUUUUUCAGGGAUUUUCCAGAAUAAAUCUACCUCUAGUUGGAAGGAUUUAAGUACAGCUGUGUUUUAGAUGGAGCCUCAUAUUUUUUUGCUGCUGCAGUGGUUCAUUCAUUGUUCAUUGUAACGAACCCACACUCUUGUUUAAACAAAGAAAAACGAACAGAAGUUCAUGUUUUGUCAACAAGUCCCAUGAAAAGACUGGACUGUGUGGAGGGAUUCAUCUUUACCUCAAGGGCUUUGCCAUUAAUACAGAAGACGUAUGACGUGUUGGGCUGACUGGAACAGAGCAGCUUAGUAGCAACAGACUCAGAUUCAGUGUAAACACUGGAGCACAGAUGAUCUAAUCUUUAAUACACGUUGGGAAUCAGAAUCGUUAACUACCUCCCGGUCCAUAAACUCACCCACUGCAUCAGUGUUUAUGUAUAAAAGACUUGUAUAUAUAAAAGAUGUGCAAUAUUUGUGCAAACUCUGUGCAAUAUCUAGACUUAUAUAUGCAAUAACCCCUCCCAGUACUCCACUCUACCCACCUGUAUAUUGUUGUACUAUGUUAAUUCUUGUUGCUGUAUUUUUUUUUUGGCUGGUGUAUUUCUGUAUCGUGCUGUGACGCAGUUUCCCCACUGUGGGACUAUUAAAGGUUUUCUUAUUAUUCUCA
Molecule: messenger RNA, 2574 nt
Organism: Betta splendens (Siamese fighting fish)
Lineage: Eukaryota; Metazoa; Chordata; Actinopteri; Anabantiformes; Osphronemidae
Exons: 5
Coding region: 272-1603 (443 amino acids)
Biological process (GO): monocarboxylic acid transport; transmembrane transport
Molecular function (GO): monocarboxylic acid transmembrane transporter activity
Source: RefSeq, a predicted model, not a curated record